Messenger RNA from Papaver somniferum (opium poppy), 426 nucleotides. RefSeq lists its product as uncharacterized. The record is from RefSeq and is a predicted model, not a curated record. NCBI's taxonomy places the organism in Eukaryota, Viridiplantae, Streptophyta, Magnoliopsida, Ranunculales, Papaveraceae. The coding region runs from base 9 to 314 and encodes 101 amino acids. The transcript is spliced from 4 exons.
AAAGCUUAAUGACGGAGGGAGCAUUCAGGAUAAGCCACAAAACUUUGAAGCAACAACAAGUUGUUCAAAUCCUGCACAGUCCGCUGUCAGAGGUUCUGCUGUAUGACUCUAGAAAGAUGCUCUUGGACAGCAAGUUCUUGAAAAAGGGUGAAGUGGUCAGAUCUGGUGAAACUAUGCUUUUUGAUGGUCAUCUUGUUGAAGUUGGAGAUCCUGAAGGUAGUUCUCUUGGUAGGACUGCAGGAGCACUUAAGCGUGCAGACAUUGCACAUGGGGCAGGGUUGGUGAAAGCAUCUCGGGGUACAGAAACUGCUUAAUUACAAGUUUUGGGUUGUCUUUUAUUAGCCGCAUCCUUAGGAGUGGACCUCACCAAAACUCAAUUUUGUCUUCCUCAAGUGCACAGUUGAAUCCUGCUGUAUGUCAUUCAUU